Molecule: messenger RNA, 770 nt
Organism: Didymodactylos carnosus
Lineage: Eukaryota; Metazoa; Rotifera; Eurotatoria; Philodinida; Philodinidae
Source: the annotation of a GenBank genome assembly
AUUCAUAACGUUACACCGUUUAUGAUUAACUUUAUAUCGGCAAUUGUUUUACUGAUUUGUUUUUCAAAAAUGAAACAAAACAGAUGUCAAACAAUCUUAUAAAGUAUUAUUGAGAAAACAAAUAUUACUCCAUAAAGAUUUACUGAGCAGUUUGAUAUGAUAUGAUAAUCAUGAUUUUAUAGAAGGAGGGCUGCGCGAUUACAAUUACAAAAUGUAAAGUUUAUACAUUGCUAUUAUCUGUAGAAUUAAGAAUUCUAGAAUUAUGAACUUUACAUACAUGUAAAGUUGCUUAUUCACACUCAUGCUCACCCUCACCCCCACAUUCACCCCUAGAAUUCAGAAUUUCAGAAAAUUCUGAACAAGUAAAGUUCAUAAUUCUAGAAUUCUUAAUUCUACAGAUAAUAGCAAUGUUUGAACUUUACAUUUUGUAAUUGUAACCGCGCACGUCUGUAUAGAAGAGGAUUAAUUUGUGUUGUAGCAGUGACUGUAUAAUAGACAGACAGUCCAAUGAAGAAACCACAAUUGUUAGAGCAACAUUUCUACUUCAAACAAACAAACAUAAUUUAGCACCUUAUGACGAAGCAGCCAAUCAAGAAAUUGAGCAAUUAUUUCGACGUGUUACAAUCGUUGGACAAAAUCGUUUUGUUGCUACUAAUACGAAAGAAACUGAAUGGAUCAAAUGCAAUGAAAGUGUUGAUAAACAAGCAGUUGCAGAUCGGUCCGCACAUGUAAUUGUCAACAUGGAAAUAUCCUGUUUCAAAUCAAGUUGA